Molecule: messenger RNA, 228 nt
Organism: Brassica oleracea var. oleracea
Lineage: Eukaryota; Viridiplantae; Streptophyta; Magnoliopsida; Brassicales; Brassicaceae
Exons: 2
Coding region: 1-228 (75 amino acids)
Source: RefSeq, a predicted model, not a curated record
AUGGAUGCCGACAAAUACCUUAAGAAGGUUGGACUAUGGCGUGACGAUAUGUUCUUUUGGAAACAAGUUGGUGAUACAGAGGCCAUAGAGGAUUUUGUUGCAAAGGGAGGAAUGGUCGGCACAAGGAUUGGUCCUAAAGGGAUUGUUGAAUCCGAAGGUGAAGCUGAUAACUACCAGAAAGAAAUGGAGAAGAAAAUGUUUGACGAAGAGGCUCAGAUCAAUCUUUGA